UAUGAAUUUAAAAAAUAAUAAGAUGCAUUCAUUAUAAAUAAAUACAUAAUUCUAAUAAAUAGUAUUCGAAAUUCAUAAUAAACAUUUAGGAAGAAGUACUAGUAUCGUUUGAAAGCGCCACGGUUGUUGGGCGAAACAUGCACUUGUAACACCUGUUUUAAAUAGGACGCUCUCGCAUCAAUUUACUUUUCUGUUUCAUAGCAAAUAAAUUCUUGGAUUUUUCUAUCCAUUUUCGUGAUUCGAGAAUAAAAAAACUCUUUGAAACGAGAGCGGCAAUAUAUCAUUCAGAAAAAUGGUUCAAUGUUCAACGAUUUAAAGGGAGCCUUUUUUGUUUUACUUCUCUUUCUCUUCCUUUUUUUUUUUUUGUUUGCUUUUAAUUCGUAUCGCACGUUUUCUUUUAUUUUUAGGAAGUCAACUUGAUUGCAUGGGCAUUAUGAAGCAGCACCUUUUUAUAUGGCUUCUUUCUCUGUGUCGUGUACCAAAGUAUUAGGAAGAAUGGUGGGCACGAGGCUGAGGUCCUCAACAGAGGAAGGUCUGCUAAAAAAUUUGUACCAUUAAUCCGAGGCCGCCACCGAGAUCGACCGGUAUAAUCGCAACAGCUUAACCAAGCAACAAUCGGCGUUGAAAAGGUUUCGGUGGUCGCGUGACGAGCCGCAAUUUCGUUGGAUUACGAAGGAGGAGCCGAGGGGAAACGGUGGAAGGAAGAGUCCCGAGUGGCGGAGCCUACGUCACUGUCCACGCUAUCACGAUUAACAGAGUGAACAGCACGAGACGUCCGCGCGCGCGAGCGAGAUGAAACGCGUGGCGAAGGAAAGGUAAAGGAAAGGAAAGGAAGGCGCGCAAGGAUGACCAAAACCGAUGAGCGGAUGAACGAGUAAAGCCAGGAAGGAAUCACAAGGGAAACGAGGGGUCUGCCGAAGGAAGAGAUGGUGGUGGAGUGGCUCUGUCCUGGACUUAGGCCGGCCGGAAGCCGUAGGCCCCGUCUUCUUCACUGCAAAGUGAUACUUCUUGACGAGCACGAACUGUUACAAGAUGUUUUGAGCUCGAACCUCGGCCAGGAACUGUUGGACAGGGUGUUCAGGCAUUUGAAUUUAUUGGAGACGGCUUACUUCGGGCUACGUUAUCUGGAUCACGGUAAUCAGACGCAAUGGCUCGAUCCAAGCAAGAAGAUUGGAAAACAAUUGAAAGUCCAGAAAGGAGAUCCAAGCUCGGACGUCCACACCCUAUAUUUCGGUGUGAAAUUCUACGCGGCCGAUCCCUGCAAACUCAUCGAAGAAAUCACAAGGUAUCAGUUUUUCUUACAAGUGAAACAGGACAUUCUGCAAGGAAGACUUCCCGUGUCUUUCGACUUGGCCGCAGAAUUGGGAGCUUACGUCGUGCAAUCCGAACUUGGAGACUAUGAUCCAAGGCGACAUUCUGUAGGAUACGUCACAGAAUUUCGAUUCUUAGCAAAUCAAACCACGGAAUUGGAAAAUCGUAUAGUGGAACUUCAUAAAACUCUUGUAGGACAAUUACCAUCCGCGGCAGAGCUGAAUUAUUUGGACAAAGUGAAAUGGCUGGAAAUGUACGGGGUUGAUUUGCAUCCCGUGUUGGGCGAAGAUAGCGUGGAGUAUUUUCUGGGUUUGACGCCGAGUGGGAUAAUUUUGUUGCGCAACAAGACCAAAGUGGGAAAUUAUUACUGGCCUCGAAUCAAUAAAAUCUAUUAUAAGGGUAGAUACUUCAUGCUGAGAGUCAGUGAAAAGAACUCGGAGGAGAGGACACACGGUUUCGAGACGCCGUCAAAGGGUGCGUGCAGACAUUUGUGGAAGUGUUGCCUGGAGCACCAAGCGUUCUUUCGAUUAAUGGCCACCGGCCCGCCACCUUUGAGCCCUUACUCUCGUUUCCGCUCGUACAGCCCGCCGUCUGGAUCCGAGAAGCACACCGUGAUCAGACGGAAUCCACCGCCUAUAUUUCAGAGGACGCCCAGUCGCAGGGCCCAACGACGCGUGGUCGAGGGCCAAGAGAUGGUCGGCCCGUUUGUGGAAACGCCCGCGACGGUGAACUCGAAUUCGAACAGCAAUCCGAUCAGCGGAAAUGUUUUGUGUAAUAGUCAAAGCGCGAGACAGGUGAAUAAUUCGAGUCCCAGGAGCACCAGGAGCGCGCCGUGGACUCAAAGCCAACCUCGUGGCCUUUAUACCUCGUCUAGUCCUCGGUCAGUCCGCUCCGCGGGAACUGCGCCGGCACUCUUGAGCAGACUCCAGCGACGGAGUAGCUCUGUAGAGAGUCAAAGUUCAGGGGACAGUCACAGUCGUGGUGGUCAUCGUAGAAGAAGUCAUAGUCAUAGCCAUCGAAGACACAGUCGUCAUUCUGAUUGUGAAUCUGAGCUUUCACGGGGUUCGGAUACUAGGUCAGGUCAUCGUAAACACCGCAGAAAGCACAGAAGCUCUCGUUCGUCUAGACACGAAUUGGUAGAUUCUGAACCACAAUGGAGAGAGGCACAGAAGCGGAAGGGCGAAGGAGUUCAACGGGCUGUUGUAAGUCAUACAGAACCAAGAAGAAGGCACAGAAGUAGACACCGGAGUCCUUCUCAAAAGCAACCACUGCCAGACGAGCUUAGGAAACACUUGGAGUUUGGGCUAGUCGAUACUUCUGGAAUGAGUGAACAGCAACGGCGAGAGAUACCAUAUACGGUGGUUCAGUCGCAAACAUCCGUGCAACAAUGUACUCUACAAUCUAGUAAUUCUCGAUUGGACGAUGCAGACUCGUCGUCCCUGCCUAGAACGAUCGGAUCCGUUGGCAAAAGAAACAGAAGAAUGAUACAACAUAGUCACGAUGGAAGUUAUAAUUUGCCACCAACCAGACCGAGUCAAGUUGAUAUAAAAUACUACGAUGGUAAUAGGAGCGAGUGCAAUAUGAGGAAGGACUUUUAUUAUACACGUAACAACAGAAUAUUGAUAGGAAGUAACGUGGACAGUGGGCUCGGGGAAAGUACACCGCAAGAAUUUUCAAGUUGCUGCUCAAGCUCUGCCGACAGCGCUAAGCCCACUCGGGUACCGCAAAUGCAAUUAGGGGGAGAGGUACGCUAUGAACUGUCUUCAAAUCAAGAAAUCUACCCUCCUGUUGAUACUACUCUGGAUGCUGUUCUUCAGCCCAUUAUAUCAACUUUAACAAGGAGGCAACGGAACCGCCCGAAUUGAGCAUGAAGCUUUAAAUAAAUACAAAUAGACAUUUAUGCACAUAUUGUAUAUUUAAGAAAAUUUUUAUACCUCAUUUCAAAUUAAAUAUCUAUAAUCCCAUCAGUCACUUAUGAAAUGGAACAACAUAAACAAAUGAAUUAAAUGCGCA
This is a messenger RNA of Apis florea (little honeybee), 3324 nucleotides long. Its product is annotated as band 4.1-like protein 4A. Lineage: Eukaryota; Metazoa; Arthropoda; Insecta; Hymenoptera; Apidae. Gene Ontology annotation, cellular component: cytoskeleton. The record is from RefSeq and is a predicted model, not a curated record. Gene Ontology annotation, biological process: actomyosin structure organization.